AUGAGCCGUCGGCCUGACAGGGCACGGCCCGCUGGUCCCUCACAGGGUCCACCACGCCAGGGGGAGCCGGACCUGUCUGCCAUGACUCCAUCCAGCAGCCACUUGAGGAGCCUUUUCGAGUGUCCGGUAUGCUUUGACUAUGUGUUACCCCCCAUCCUUCAGUGUCAGCGUGGUCAUCUUGUUUGUAUCAGCUGUCGCCAAAAGCUGACUUCUUGUCCAACUUGCCGGGGCCCAUUGGGAUCCAUUCGCAACUUGGCUAUGGAGAAAGUGGCUGAUUCGCUUUCGUUUCCGUGUAAAUAUGCGCCUUCUGGGUGUAGAAUAACUCUGCCGCCCGCGGGAAAAGCAGACCACGAAGAGGUCUGUGACUUUAGACCUUAUUCCUGUCCGUGCCCUGGUGUUCUCUGUCCGUGGGAAGGCUCUGUGGAUGCCGUGAUGCCCCAUCUGAUGGAUCAGCAUGGCUCUCUUACAGCACUAGAGGGAGAGACUGCAAUUUUCCUUGCUAUGAACAUUAAUAACGAGCAUGGUACUUUUUACUGGGUGAUGAUGCAGUCCUGUUUUGACUUGCACUUCAUGGUGGUCUUGCAGAAACAGGAAAACCACCACGGUGAAGAGCGGUUCUGUGCAAUUGUACAGCUGCUAGGAACACCCCAGCAAGCACAAAAUUUUACUUACCAACUUGAGGUGAAAGGUGAUCGACGGCGACUGACUUGGAGAGCAACUCCUCGGUCUAUUCGGGAGGGCAUCGAGACAGCCAUGAUGAGCAAUGACUGCCUUGUCUUUGACACCAACACUGCACAGCUUUUUGCAGAAAACAACGAAUUAAGCAUCACUGUAACUAUUGCCGAGUAUUGA
Molecule: messenger RNA, 852 nt
Organism: Otolemur garnettii (small-eared galago)
Lineage: Eukaryota; Metazoa; Chordata; Mammalia; Primates; Galagidae
Product: E3 ubiquitin-protein ligase Siah1-like
Exons: 1
Coding region: 1-852 (283 amino acids)
Biological process (GO): proteasome-mediated ubiquitin-dependent protein catabolic process; multicellular organism development
Cellular component (GO): cytoplasm
Molecular function (GO): ubiquitin conjugating enzyme binding; zinc ion binding; ubiquitin protein ligase activity
Source: RefSeq, a predicted model, not a curated record